GGUUUGCGAGCUGUGUGAAGUUGGCUCUACGAAGCGAUUUUCUUCGUGAACGAACAACCUCGUUAUUAGCAUUUUUGCAGUUUAGCCAACAUAUUAGACAUAAUAAUUAUUGAACAAAUGGAUACAAAACACAAUCACAGGAAUGGUGAAAAUAAAUUUGUUUUCUCCAUUCGCUAGUGUUGCAGAACUCGAAGGCACGUGAAUAUUUUCUACUGUCGCCGAGCCACGGAGCGGAAUCGACGUCUGAAGUAGCGGCAUGCUUGCCGUAGUGCCGUGUGCCCGUUUCAUAAUAAAAUUGUGAACUCUGGUGUGUUUAAAAAAAAUUAGCCCGUGGCUCAGUCGAGCCGAGCUAUUUGAGUUCUGAAAUUGGCAGAAUAAUGUCUGUUGAUGAGUUCAAGAAUCUGCUCUGGGGUCCCAGUGUGAAAGAAGAUGUCUUCAAACGGUGGUCUCAAGGAUUCGUGUUCAGUGACGCUGAACCGACCGCUCUCGUCCAAUGGGAAGGUGGUCCCUGUGCCGUUUUGGCCCCAGUUCAAGCAUUUAUUCUGAAGUCCCUGAUUCAGGGCAACAGCUUGCGUGAGCAAUGGCGAACGGUGGAUCCUAGUCAAUGUAACGAGUUACUGGCAAGUGCCUUGAGCGAAGUGCUUCUGCAGGCUGCCGUCGAGGAUCAUUCCAUAAAACUUUUCCGUCUAGAUGAUGCCCUUCAGCCACAAGUCUCAAGCACAGUAGAGGAAUCUCCUGCGUCCGUGGAGGCAGCUGAUGACCAGCCAAAUCAAGAAUCUGAGGCUUCACCUGCAAAGCCUGCGGAGGAAAUCGAAGUCUGCUCUUCCGACUUCCAUCAAAGACUGCAGGUGGAGAACGUUAGUAGAGAAAAUCUACCGGCUGAAAUUUUGAAGAACAUUGACAAACUGAAAUCUACUUACGGUGUUCUACUUUUCCUUUACUCAGUUUUGGGUACCAGAGGUCUGGAGGAAAUGAAAAAUGAGCUGUCCGAUAUUGUUGAGCCUAUGAUUGAUGACAACCAUGGCUAUGGCAGUCAAAGUUUGAUCAACCUGGUGCUUACUGGUCGUGCUGUUGGAAAUGUUUGGGAUGGGGAUCAAAAUGUUGGCGGUCUUAACUUAAGGGGCAUAGAUAGACAGAGUGAGGUUGGCUUUUUGACUCUGUUGGAGCAUCUUAGAUACCUAGAGGUUGGCUCCUUUUACAAAAGUCCCAAAACCCCUGUCUGGGUUCUGGGAAGUGAAACCCACCUAACAGUUUUAUUCUCGGUUGAGAAGAAACUUGUGAGCCCCGAAACAGCAAGCGAAGCUGGACGGAGAGUAUUCAAAAGCUUCGACCCAGAGGGCAACAACUUUAUUCAGACCAAAUUCUUGGCAGAUGUUCUCAAAGCGUUAGACUUAGUUUCAGAACCUGAAUAUGUUGAAAUUAUAAGGAAAAAGAUCGACAGUGAAAACCUAGGAAUCAUUCUCUUGAAUGCCUUCAUGGAGGAGUUUUUCCCAACUGAAAAAAGUUCCACGCCUGAUACUUUUCCUCUCUAUCACUACAAUGGACUGCAUAGAUCUUGCCCCAAUGGAAAGGUGGAAUAUAUUGAAGGCCAGGCUGUGACUCUUGAGAGUUUGGUUGGACCCAGCAUGUCUGACAGCAACGCUAUGCUAACGUGCCUGCAAACCAAGUGGCCAAGUUUGGAAGUCCAGUGGCUCGCUACUGCCACUCCGUCGCUCAAUUGAGCCAGCUUAGCGGUGGAAGCAAAAAGACUUGUUGACAAGCCAAAGUGUUGGAAUAUUUUUGUCUUGAAGAACUUUAAUAUUUUGAAACUAGUUUCACUUAAAAAAAACGCAUUUUUCAAACUUUGAAUAAACAAUCAACUGAGAAAAGUUCUGGAUAUAU
This is a messenger RNA of Neocloeon triangulifer, 1881 nucleotides long. Its product is annotated as ubiquitin carboxyl-terminal hydrolase MINDY-3 homolog. Gene Ontology annotation, molecular function: K48-linked deubiquitinase activity; cysteine-type deubiquitinase activity. The record is from RefSeq and is a predicted model, not a curated record. The transcript has 9 exons. The coding region runs from base 378 to 1721 and encodes 447 amino acids. Gene Ontology annotation, biological process: protein K48-linked deubiquitination. Lineage: Eukaryota; Metazoa; Arthropoda; Insecta; Ephemeroptera; Baetidae.